Benincasa hispida (wax gourd) is the source of this 1256-nucleotide messenger RNA. Its product is annotated as zinc finger protein ZAT3. The record is from RefSeq and is a predicted model, not a curated record. NCBI's taxonomy places the organism in Eukaryota, Viridiplantae, Streptophyta, Magnoliopsida, Cucurbitales, Cucurbitaceae.
AAAUCUCUCCCCGUAAUGCCCGUAACUACCGCAAUAACCAACUGAAAAAUAAAAAAAUAAAAAUGAAAAUGAAAAAUAAGAAAAAACCGCCAUGUCUGUGACAGUAGUACCUCUUUGAAAGAAGAACCAAUAACCGUCUCUUCGCCUACGAAAUCCAAAUCCUUCCGCCAUUGUUACACUUUUCGGCUUUUCUUCCAUUUUCAGCUCCCUUCUUCUCUCUUUAAUCUCCUUAUCAUGAAUCCACAUUUCAAUUCCGUCUCCAUUGCCAGUAGUAGCAGCUCUCCUCUCGACCUCACUCUUCCUUUUGAACUCCAAAUGGUCGAAACUACCAAGCGCCGCCGUCCCCGCAAGAAAAGGUCAAGAAUCGAAACCGACGACUCCACCGUCGUCACUGCCGUCGUCUCUUCCAAGGCUAAGUAUAGCAAGAAACCCGAUCCCAAUGCACCGAAGAUCACUCCUCCAUGUACUGAAUGCGGGAAGAGAUUUUGGUCGAAUAAAGCGCUUUUCGGUCACAUGAGGUGUCAUCCCGAACGUCAAUGGCGGGGGAUUAUUCCGCCGAUUAAUUUCCGUCGUCCUAUUUCGGUUUCUCCUAAUUUUAGCCCUAAUAUCGCUACUGAUUUGGUAGAAUCUUCGUUUACUGAAGAAGAUCAAGACAUCGCUAAUUGUUUGCUAAUGCUUGCAAAUGGCCCUAAUUCGAUUUCUAGGGUUUCUGAUUGUCGAUUCGAAUGCUCGAGUUGUAAGAAAGUGUUUGGAUCACAUCAAGCGCUUGGUGGACAUAGGGCAAGUCAUAAGAAUGUGAGAGGCUGUUUCGCUAUGGCAAAGAGCGAUGAAGAAACAGAAGAUGAAAUUACUCUGUUUGGGCAUUGUAGCCAUGAGAGGAGCAGUAUCAAUCUGGAGAAUAAAAUGUCGAUGAUGAUUUUAGGAACAGCAGAUCACAAGAGAUUCCAUUGGGAGAAUAAUGCAGCUACAGAAGAAGGUUUCAUUGAUUUGGAUUUGAACAUGCCUGCCCCUCUUGAAGAUGGUUCAUCUUCUUCAUAUUCUUCAAGUCUCACUCUGGAUCUCAGGUUGGGCCUUUGAAGAUAAGCUUCUUUCAUUCUUUUGUUAGGCUCUUUAUUACAAUUUGUUGAUAUGUUGUAAUUUAGGCCAUUCGUAUGCGCUGUAUCAUUCAUAUCUCUGUCUCUGGUUUUAGGGGGAAGUGUGAAUAGUAUCCUCUGUUAGCUAUACAUUUUAGGUUGACAUUUAUGAAUUUCUUAUAC